CGAUGAAAUUUGAUCCUGAUCCUGUCUUAACCUGGAAAGAUACAGAAAAGCUCUCGAAUCUCUCAGCAAAAUCUCUCGGACGUCCUUUGUGUUGGUUGCUAGAUUUGUCUUGUGAUUUGUCCGAAUUUUUACGGAUUUUUAGUGUUAUUACGCCAUCAAAAGAUGAGUUUGUAGUACUAAGGAUAUCUAACUGCACUGAGGAAUGUUCACAAUUACAAGAGUGGUUGUGAAUGAAUGUUUUUCUUUGGAUUUAGGUGUAAAUAAAAUGUUGGUUUUGUACGCUUUCAUGAGUACAUAUAUAUAUAUAUUGCUUUGUUGAAUGAUGGUGUUGUUGAUAGAUUACACCAUAUUAGAAGGAAGCAUGGAUACACAUAGGAAUGGCGGCAGCGAACGCUUGAGGACUGUGUGGACGCCGGAAAUGGAUCGGUAUUUCAUCGAUCUGAUGUUGGAACAAGUUAAGAAAGGCAAUAGAUUUGAUGAUCACUUGUUCAGCAAACGGGCCUGGAAGAGCAUGUCUUUGUCAUUCACCGCAAAGUUCAAGUCCCCUUAUGGCAAAGACGUCUUGAAAAACCGUCACAAGACCCUCAGAAACAUGUAUAAGAUGGUGAAGAUUCUCUUGGAGCAAGAUGGGUUUUGCUGGGAUGAAAGAAAACAGAUGGUGGUCGCUGAUAACGAUCUUUGGGACGAAUAUCUCAAGGUUCACCCGGAUGUGCGUUCUUUAAGAAUAAAGUCGGUACCUUAUUACAGAGACUUGUGUUUGAUAUAUGCCGAUGGAAUGUCUGAGCAGAAGGGUAGGUUUUCUCCACACCGUUGCCAAGGUACAACAAUGGCUUCACCAGAGGAAGAAACUUCUACGGAAACUCUGAUUCAGGGAGGUGAAGGUUACAGAGUUUGUGGAUCAGCUGCCAUUGAUGAUUCUUCACACCUCGUCUCUAAUGCUAAGGGAACUACACGCUCCAGAACAUCUUGGCACCCUCCAAUGGAUCGUUAUUUCAUCGAUCUGAUGCUGGACCAAGUGAGAAGAGGCAACCAGAUUGAAGGGGUCUUCCGGAAACAAGCAUGGACCGAGAUGGUCAAUUCGUUCAAUGCUAAAUUUGAAUCGAACUAUGACGUUGACGUUCUGAAGAAUCGGUACAAGACUCUCAGAAGACAGUAUAACGCAAUCAAGAGUCUUCUUCAAUCAGAUGGGUUCUCUUGGGAUGAUUGUCGCCAGAUGGUUACAGCAGAUGAUUCUCUCUGGCAAGAGUAUAUAAAGGUUCACAAAGAUGCAAGGCAGUUCAUGACUCGACCAAUUCCGUACUACAAAGAUCUCUGUCUUCUCUGUGGUGAAGCAGGCUUUGACGAAAACGACUGCCUUGUCGCCAUUGACUGGUUCGAUCCUGAGACCGAACUCGAAGAACCCAAAUCCCAUGAAACCUCAAACGGGUCUCAGUCACAAGAACCAGCUAUAUCAGCUGAAGAAGGCAACAUCUCUCUGUUGCUCGAUCUGAAGAACAAGAGAGAGCAACUCGACGAUGGCAUAAACCCUAAAAACCCGAAGAAGCAACGCAGAGAUGAAUUGGGAACUGCAGGUUCAUCUUGUACGACGAUAGAGAAUGCAGUAAUGGCCGUUCAAGCUUUACCAGACAUGGACGAAGAUCUUAUACUCGACGCAUGUGAUCUUCUCGAGGAUGAAGUCAAGGCAAAAACUUUCUUGGCUCUUGAUGCCAAACUAAGAAAGAAAUGGUUGUUAAGGAAACUUAGGCCCCAAGCAACCUAGAUCAAGAGCUUCAGACUCAAGUAACUGUAAAAUGCAGAGCCUUGCAAUAUAAACAGAAGAGCUUUCACCUUGUAUUAAUCAAGUUCAAGUGUAAGAGUUAUACA
This is a messenger RNA of Tarenaya hassleriana, 1863 nucleotides long. Its product is annotated as L10-interacting MYB domain-containing protein. The record is from RefSeq and is a predicted model, not a curated record. The transcript has 4 exons. Bases 320 to 1759 code for a protein of 479 amino acids. NCBI's taxonomy places the organism in Eukaryota, Viridiplantae, Streptophyta, Magnoliopsida, Brassicales, Cleomaceae.